AUGUCUAGAACAUCGCCACCGUCGUGGAGAUCUGGGGGAGAGUAUCAGAACGAGAAGGGAUUAUCAGACGUGGUAAUCGGCGUCGGCAUGGUGAAAGCGAGCCGUGACUUUCUGCUCCUCUCAGACAAGCGCAGGCGCGUGGUGGCUCGAGGAGGAUGCCACACAUCAAUCCAGUUGGACAACUCUUCAGCCCUGGAGACACUGAAGUCGCGGGCCUAG
Colletotrichum spaethianum is the source of this 219-nucleotide messenger RNA. RefSeq lists its product as uncharacterized. The transcript has a single exon. The coding region runs from base 1 to 219 and encodes 72 amino acids. Lineage: Eukaryota; Fungi; Ascomycota; Sordariomycetes; Glomerellales; Glomerellaceae. The record is from RefSeq and is a predicted model, not a curated record.